This is a messenger RNA of Emiliania huxleyi CCMP1516, 183 nucleotides long. RefSeq lists its product as hypothetical. The transcript has a single exon. Lineage: Eukaryota; Haptophyta; Isochrysidales; Noelaerhabdaceae. The annotation marks the transcript as partial. The record is from RefSeq and is a predicted model, not a curated record.
UACGAGGGUGAGUACAACGCGGCGGGAGAGCGCGAGGGGCGCGGCGUCUUGCGGCUCGCCAACGGCGACGUCUACGAGGGCGAGUGGAAGGCGGGUAAGCAGGAGGGGCGCGGCGUCUACCGGUACGCCGACGGCAGCGUCUACGACGGCGAGUUCAAGGCGGAUAAGUACGAGGGGCGCGGC